Messenger RNA from Blepharisma stoltei, 471 nucleotides. The record is from the annotation of a GenBank genome assembly. Lineage: Eukaryota; Ciliophora; Heterotrichea; Heterotrichida; Blepharismidae.
AUGAAACCUGGUCUAAGAACAAUAGAAAUAUAUGAUUUAAAUAGAAAUAGAUGAAAACAAGCUGCAUCUAUUAAAAUACGUGAUCCAUAUUAUGAUUCGAUUUUAGCAGCUUUCGAAGGAAAAAUUAUAAUUGCUCCACAUGGCAGCAGUAGUGUGAAGGCUUUUGACCCUUUUUGUAACAGUGCAUCAAAGAUAUUAAAGCUUAAACCAAAUUACGGAACAUUUCUUUUGGCUGCGAAUGAUAAAUUGUAUUGCAUUCAACCUGAAGGGUAUGCUUAUGAGAGUUUGCCAAGAGACUGCACACAAUGGAUGUGCAUCAGCAAAACUAUUAUUGCAAAGGGAAUUUAUGGGCUUCCUAUGUAUUCAUUGUAUAAUGAUUCAAUUUAUUUUGUAGGUGUUCCACAUUGCAUAUCAUUGUAUGAGUUUAAUUUGAAAACCCGGAGCAUGACAUUUAUUGAUCACUUAUAUUAA